This is a messenger RNA of Linum trigynum, 1464 nucleotides long. The record is from the annotation of a GenBank genome assembly. Lineage: Eukaryota; Viridiplantae; Streptophyta; Magnoliopsida; Malpighiales; Linaceae.
CCCACUGAAUCCCUCGCCGGACGUGGACAAAGAAAGUGCAGCAGUGAGCGAGGGAAAGAGCAGCAGCAGUCAAUUGAGCCGGUUGAGGGCCACUCAAGGCGCAUCUCAGGCGCCAGGGUAAUUCAACUCCCCUUUUUUUGUUUGUUGGAAUUUGAGCUGUUCAAGAUUGUGUUGUGCUGGUCUUUGUUUGGAUGAUUGUGGAGUUGUUGUGGACUGCUGGAUUCUUGUUUUUGGAUCCCAAUCUGGGGACUUUGCGUUAUAAACUGGUCUGGGUUCUGAUUUUUUUUUUCUUCCGGUGGUGUUGUGAUCAGUGGUAUUGUUCUGACGAAGUCAAAAGGGAGUUGUUAUAGCUAUGGCGUCAGAUCCGAAGAAGGUUUAUGGGUUCGAGGAGGUUUCUGGGCACAACAAGACCAAAGAUUGCUGGCUUAUUAUCUCCGGCAAGGUCUAUGAUGUGACCCCAUUCAUGGAAGAUCAUCCCGGAGGAGAUGAAGUUUUGUUGUCAGCAACUGGGAAAGAUGCAACAAACGAUUUUGAGGACGUGGGGCACAGCGAUUCGGCUAGGGAGAUGAUGGACAAGUACUACAUUGGCGAGAUAGAUGCAAACACGGUUCCUACAAAACGCAAGUACGUUCCCCCACAGCAGUCAUACAACCAGGACAAGACCCCAGAGUUUGUGAUCAAGAUAUUGCAGUUUCUGGUUCCCCUCUUGAUUUUGGGGCUGGCCUUUGCUGUCCGUACCUACACCAAGAAGGAAUAAAAGCUGCUGCCGCUGCACCUAAUCUCGUGGAUCCUGAACCCCUACCAUACUCAACAAUGCGACUCAAGAGUACUAGCGUCUUUGUUUUAGCUUUCACUUGCAUUAUGUUUGCCAACAUUUACAUUUACACAGGUGUUUAUUUCACAGUCGGGUUAGUGUCGAUUAUUGUGUUUGCUUGACAGUAAUAUAGCAGUACUUUCUCGGUUCAACUCUUAUUUCUCUGGGUAAAUGAGGGGUGCUGUGCACCUCUUAGACAAGAUUCACUAUUUCUAGUUCUGGGGAGUUCCUACAAUAGAAGAGAUUCCUGGGAAUUUUGUGACCUCUCACUGUGACCAAUAUGUCGACAGUAAGACAUACCCCUUUGAAUAUGGGAAAUAAUCGACUCCCGUGGAUAAAACCUACAAACCUAACAGCUGCUUCUGUAUAUAGAACUCUGCUUACGCUCACAAUGUUUAGAUCGAACAGAAUGAACAUAAACAUAUCUUCCGACAGAACAGUGCCAACGCUUCUGCAGUCUCCAAACCGUUGAAUACGAAUCUACGAUUACCGCCCACUGUCAUCACCUGAAAUCGACUUCUUCAAUCAAGUUUGCAUCCUAUUCUCCUCCAUCCAUGUUUUUGUGCUUCCCAAGGAGCGAACUAUGGGGAAAGUGCAUAGUUUCCAAUAAUCAAGCAGUUGGAGAGGAGGAAUAAUGUAGGAGGUUUCAA